Molecule: messenger RNA, 2405 nt
Organism: Neofelis nebulosa (Clouded leopard)
Lineage: Eukaryota; Metazoa; Chordata; Mammalia; Carnivora; Felidae
Product: glutathione S-transferase A4-like
Exons: 7
Coding region: 1574-2239 (221 amino acids)
Biological process (GO): glutathione metabolic process; xenobiotic metabolic process
Molecular function (GO): glutathione transferase activity
Source: RefSeq, a predicted model, not a curated record
UGCCCUGUGCAUGUCUUCCCUUGGCUGAUUUUCAUCUGUAUCCUGUCCUUGUAAUAAACUACAGCUGUGAGUAUAAUAGCUCUCAAUGUGUUCUGUGAGUUUGUCGGCAGAUUGUGGAACUUAGGCUGGUUUGGGGGCACCCUUCAACUUGCAGCUGGUGUCAGAAGUGAGGGUGGUCUUUUGAACUGCUCCUUCUAACCUCUUCAGAGAAGAGAAACAUGUUACACUCAUGUGUAGAUUAAUGUAUGCAUAGGAACCAGACAUUGACUUGAUAACACCCAGGGUCUGUAUGAUUGAGUUUUGUGGGAUGGCAGCAAAUUUGCACUAUUUUGUACUGUUACUGUGGUGUGAUUUUACUAUGCAGUGCCAUUGCCUGGUGAUAUGUAGACCUCAAGCCUUUUUGUAACCGGUGGGUUUUAAUUCUUCAACACUAGAGGGCCCUCAGGGCUCUGAGAAAACAACCAGAAAGAAAGGUUGGCUUCUGAAUUAGAGGAUUAGAGAAAAUAAAUACAAGAGACCAUGUGGUGUCAAAUGAAGACAGGUUCCUGUGUCUUUCCUGCUCAGGGCUACAUGACCUUAAGUUGUGUGGUUCUCUUCCUGUAUUGAAAACAACUUUCCCUCCUCCCCUAUUUUGCCUCAGGUGGCAUUACCCAUUUUGUCACAGUCCAUUUUUGGUCCAGGCUCCUACCCUUUGGUCUCAGCCCACAGCACUCCACCCCCAUUUUCAUGAGCCACCAGACUCUGGUAAUAGAGUAAGAGGUCAGGAACAAGAAAUCGUUUAUUCUCAACAACAGCAGUAUGGUAGAGGGUUCAGGGCUGACCCCAAGCCCAUGGAAUAAGAGGCUCACCAACUAAAGCCUCAGCAGGUGAAUGAACAAGUAAAAGUGCCUAGCCCUAAAUGGGCCAGUUGCAGAGGCUCUGGUGUCUGGACAGAGGAGAAGGUGCAGCACUUAAUGAGCUUGGGACCCAGCACAAGCCACUCAGAAAGUUUGCAAUACAGAUUUACAACUAUGCAAAGACCACUUUCGAAUAACACUAUACUGCCCGAUGGAUAGUGCAGGUAUCUUAGAGUAUUCCCGAUUCUUUCCUCUGGUCCCUUAUAACAUUCUGUCAUAGAUGUCACUUAUCCACAAGCUAUAAUCAUCUGACAUAUUGUUCCUACUAUUAUUUUUAACACACUACAUUUACUUGUUCAUAUAUUUAUACUGCCUGUCUUUCCCAACUAGAAUGUAAGCACCACGAGUGCAGGAAUUGGGGGUUAUCAUGCCUGCCACCAUAGACUCCAGGCCUAAACCACUGACGGGCACAGAGCGGUACUCAGUAAAUAUUUGUUCAAUGCACCAGUGGAAUCUUACUUUCUUCUUACUUGGGCAACCUGAUGCACUCUCAAAUACACAAACAAUGGAUAUAAAGUGAAGCCCCAGAGGUGUGUACAAACUGGAAUGCUCGUUGGCUAAUCCCUUGAGUUGGGUGGAGCAUUCAGUGGGAAAGGAAAGGGUAAUAAACCCUCACUUGAUCUUCCUGCAACACUCCAAGACAAGAGCCACGAAGAGAAAACCCUGAGCCAGGAGUCAUGACAACCAAGCCCAAGCUCUGCUACUUUCGUGGCAGAGGCAGGAUGGAGUCGAUCCGCUGGCUGCUGGCUGCAGCUGGAGUGGAGUUUGAAGAAGAAUUUAUUGAAACAACAGAACAAUAUGAGAAGUUGCAGAAGGAUGGACGCCUGCUAUUUGGCCAAGUGCCUAUGGUUGAAAUUGAUGGAAUGGUGCUGACACAGACUAGAGCUAUCCUCAGCUACCUUGCUGCCAAGUACGACUUGUAUGGGAAGGACCUGAAGGAGACAGUCAGGAUCAACAUGUACGCUGACGGCACCCUGGACCUCAUGAUGAUGACCGCGCUGGCUGCGUUCAAACCCCCUGAGGAAAAAGAGGAGAAUCUUACUUUAAUCGUGAAGAAAGCUAAGACCCGUUACUUCCCCGCCUUUGAAAAGAUUUUGAAUGACCACGGAGAGGAUUUUCUCGUUGGCAACAAAUUCAGUUGGGCAGACAUACAACUGUUGGAAGCUAUUUUAAUGGUGGAAGAACUCGAUGCUUCUGUUCUUUCUGACUUCCCUCUACUGAAGGCAUUUAAAGCAAGAAUCAGCAACAUCCCUACAAUUAAGUUCCUGCAGCCUGGAAGUCCGAGGAAGCCGCCCCCAGAUAGCCACUAUGUGGAGGUAGUCAGGGGCAUCCUGCAGUUCUGAUGAAAGUAGGUCUUACAGUGGCAAACAGCCAUGAUCCAGUCGCAGGAUCAGUACAGGCUGCUGCAAACUGAAGCAAACUAUAGAUUCUAGGAGUAAAGUGUCUGAAAAGAACAAAACCAUACUACUAGGAACAGGAAACACUGAUUAAAUGCAAUACGAAACCAUU